AUGUCGGCAGGCCCAGGACAGUCCUCUGCGCCAUCUAAACUGACCGGGAACUCCAGCCAGCCGGCGUCAUACCAUCCACCGUCGCAGUCACACUCGUUUGGGCCGGACUCUCCAGCUCGUCGUGUCUCGGGCCCGCUCGUGGGAGGCCAGUCGUCCAGCAACCUAGCUUCGGCCAGGAACAACCAGUCGAAGAAGGCGAACCACAAGCGUCAGCGGAAACCUCGUCUGGUGGACGAGGAUGCUAUUGCUGAAGCCAGAACAAACCCCCCUCGACUGACUCAAGAUGUAGGCAGCCAUGAGGUCAACUUCCAGCAGAAAGGGCCAAACCUCUAUCACUCACUUGAUGAACUUUUCGCUACCUCCACGGCCUCACUCAUCUCCUUUCCGGCCCCAUCGUCACUGAAUCCAAAGAAGAAUUACCAUGCACAGGCCACUAAUGCAGACGUCCACCUGGAUUGGGACACUGUGCUGCAGGUGUUGGUGUCGACGUCGUCCUCCCAGCCCACCAGCUGUCCCAUCUGUCUCUGUGUUCCCGUAGCUCCACGGAUGGCCAAAUGUGGACACAUAUUCUGUCUGCCUUGUCUUAUCCGCUUUCUACACACUGUCGAUGACCAGGAUGCACCUCCUGUCAAAAAGGCGAGAUGGAAGAAAUGCCCAAUUUGUUGGGAUCCGGUUUACAUGUCCGAAACCAGAUGUGUACGGUGGUACUCCGGCCAGCAGAUCGAUACGUUGAUGGAAGGCGGGGAUGUCUUUCUCAGGCUAGUCAUGCGUCACCCUGGCAGCACUCUUGCACUUCCCCGGGAUGGGGCCGACCGACACCCUCACGGACCCGAGGACGAUCUCCCGUGGUAUAAUGCAGCAGAAGUAACCGACUAUGCACGGUUCAUGAAGGGCGGAGAGGAGUACAUGAUAUCUCAGUAUGAUGCCGAGCUCGAGGCUCUUGAGAAGCAAGAACAGGAAGACGAGCUUCUUUUUGGGCAGGACUCAACAUGGACCCAGAAGGCCAUGGCUGCCAUUAGAGAAGCCAAAGAAAAGAUCAAGGGAAUUGGUAACCCGCCUCAUUUCCAUAGAAAUGACGGAAAAGAGGACAAACAUGAACAGGAUCUAUCCCUAUCUAACUCACCACAUACAGAAAAGACCCCGGCUUCGCAUUUGCCUGGAACAUCAUCACAUUCAGUGCAUGACACAACACCCAGAAAUAAUUCAGGAAACGCAGGUGAAGUUGAGGAUAUCUCGUCUAGGGUGUCUAAGCUUGAUAUACACCAUCAGCCGCAUACCAAGCAAUCAGCUCCAUCAUCGGAUGAAAGGACAAUCCACUCGACCGCCAACGAAUCGGAAAGGGGCCAUCCUCCUGAUGUGCCAUACUAUUUCUACCAAGCUCUGCCCCAUUUCUAUCUCUCGUCUCUUGACAUACGAAUUCUAAAAUCUGCGUUUGGCGACUUUUCAAUGUUCCCAUCCACCAUACUACCCCGAGUCGAGCACAUUUCUACAGGCCAUAUCAUGGACGACGACCUACGCAAACGUGCCAAGUAUCUAAGCCAUCUACCCCAUGGCUGUGAGCUGACCUUUCUAGAAUGCGACUGGACCGACCUGGUCAGCCCCAGCGUUCUUGAGAAAUUCAGUGUCGACAUUGAACGCCGCCGGAAGCGAAAUCGCGAGAAGGCAGCCCGUGAAGAGAAGGAGCGUAUCCGUGCUGAACGGGAGGAAGAUGAGAAGCGGCUAGCAGGAGCUAGCCGACGGAAGAGGUCCAGCCUGUCGUCUCCUAGUGAGCGACCCUUCAGCGCUAGUGACUUCCAGCCACUUGGCCCCGGCGCAAGCAGCCAGGCCGCCAACGACGACCAUGUAGACACCAGUGUUUCCACCGCCUCGCCUCCAUGGUCCUCUUCGCAGAGCCGCAACAACCAGAACCACCAGUCGUUUGCGGCUCUAGCAACGCCGUCGAACAGCCCCCCUUCCCGCCGGACAGUAUGGGGUACAGCUGUGGUCGAAUCCAGCUCCCCCACUGCCGGUUCGAGUCGGGAGCCCUACCCUCCCAACCAUGAUGACGGCUGGCUUCAAGACUGGGAGGCAGAGCUCCUGGCCGAGCAGCGGGAGCUCAUCAUGCAUGGCACCAACUCCAAUAGUGGCAAUAGUAGCGGGACUGGUAAGCACACACCCGGUGCCACACCGGGUAAGAAGAAGAAGGCUAAGAAGAUCACACUCAUGUCUACCAAUGCACGACGAGCAGCAUAG
Messenger RNA from Trichophyton benhamiae CBS 112371, 2232 nucleotides. Its product is annotated as RING finger domain protein (Rnf10), putative. The transcript is spliced from 3 exons. The record is from RefSeq and is a predicted model, not a curated record. Gene Ontology annotation, molecular function: metal ion binding; transcription cis-regulatory region binding. Gene Ontology annotation, biological process: positive regulation of transcription by RNA polymerase II. The coding region runs from base 1 to 2232 and encodes 743 amino acids. Lineage: Eukaryota; Fungi; Ascomycota; Eurotiomycetes; Onygenales; Arthrodermataceae.